GCUACUCCGCGUGUGCGAUGCGCGGCCGCGUGUGGGGCGCGGGCGGCGGAGUCUCCACCUCUUCUGGCAACUUGAACCUGUGGCUGCCAAACUCCAUUAAAGCUAUCAGCAGUCGGGGGGGACGCACUUCACAGCGUAGGCGGGAUAGGUUGCUUUUUUUUUUUUUUUAAUAUCUUUUUUUUUUUAACUCCUCUUCGAAAGCUUGUGACUGCUCCCGAGCCGGCCCCGAGCUGCAGCCGCGGUCCCGAGCCGCGCCGCGGGCACCGGAACGUCCCAUGGCCGCACCGCCGCGCGCUGCGCCCCGCUGAGCUCCGCGGGCACCGGCGGCGGUCGCGCUCCUCCCGCCGAGGAAGCAGAGCAUCGUCCACCAUGGUCCGGUGCUGGUGGCUCGCCGGGCUGCUCGUAGUGCACGCGGUCGCGGAGCGCUCGCUGCGCUGGGAGCCGCGGUGCCGGCAGCAGCUCCGCCACCUGCAGGACGGCGCCAGGAUCGAGGCGCGGCUCCCGCCCCGCCUGGAGGGCCAUUGGGUCUCCACCGGGUGUGAGGUGCGGCCGGGGCCGGAGUUCCUCACCCGCUCCUACCUUUUCUACGCCAACCGCCUCUUCAAGGCCUUCCAGUUCUACUACUGGGACCCGUCCUGCCGCGAGCCCUCCUACUCGCUGGUCAUCAAGGGCAAGCUGCGGCUGCGCCAGGCCUCGUGGAUCACCCGCGGGGCCACCGAGGCCGACUACCACCUGCACAAGGUGGGCAUCGUUUUCCACAGCCAGAAGGCAAUGCGGGAGGCGGCCUCCCGCAUCGACCGAAGCUCGGGCGAGGGCUGCGGCGGUUUCCUGCCCCCGGGCCGCGCCUGGAGCCCCGGAGCGCUCUACGAACUGCUGAGCGCCAAAACCGAGCGGGACUGCACCGCGGCCCUGGGCUUCGCCAUGCACGAGCUGAGCCUGCUGCGGGUGGAGACGCACCACCAGCCCCUGCCGGGGCCGCAGCAGAGCGGCAGCAGCCUGGUGGAGGAGCUGUACCUGGGAGACAUCCAUACGGACUGGCCGGAGCGGCUGCACUACCGCCCGACGGGCUACCAGCGUCCGCUGCAGAGUGCCGUGCACCACAUGCAUCCGUGCCCGGCCUGCGGCGCUAUCUACAGAGCUGACGAGCACCACCCGCCCAUCCUGCCUGCCCAGGUCGAGCUGCCCGUGCAGCUGAGCGGCAGCUGGGUGAGCACCCGCUGCGAGGUGCGCCCUGCCGUGCUCUUCCUCACUCGGUACUUCAUCUUCCACGGCAGCAACCACACCUGGCAGGGCUACUACUACCACUACUCCGACCCGCUCUGCAAGCAGCCCACUUUCACCAUUUACGCAUCUGGGCAUUACACCCAGGGCGUCCCCUCCUCCAAGGUGAAAGGGGGCACGGAGCUGGCUUUCAAAGUCACACAAGCACGGGUGACGCCCAUGGAUCAGGUGACGGUGAUGAUGCUGAACUCCUCCGAACCGGGGAGCUGCGGGCUCGCAAGCUCCUGGAGCGCCGGCGUGGAGCAGGAUAUAACGCCAACCAACGGCUGCUUGGCUUUGGGCAUCAGGCUGCCCCACACAGAGUAUGAGCUCUUCAGAACAGAGCACGAUCCCAAGGAGCGCAGCCUGCUGUACGUUGGUGAGAGGCCCACGGAUGGAUCCAGCCCUGACCGCCCCGACAAGCGGCCCACGUCCUACCAGGCGCCCCUGGUUCAGUGCGCGGGUGCAUCAGAGGAGUUCCCUAGCUACUAUAGUCUGAAACAUGUGGGGAAAGAGGGUGCUAACGGCAGUGAAGAACUGAAACCUUUGCCUGUGGCCCUCUUACUGUUGAUAGCACUGCAGGUGCUAAGAUGGGACUAGCUCUCUAUUCAGGUACAGCACAGAACCCAGAUAGUCUUGGUGCUAAUAUGAUUUUUGUAACUUCCAACUGAGCACAUCUGGAACCAGUUUUACUUAGACUUGGAAACACUUUAAAAGAAAAAAAAAGAAGGCAAAAAACAAAGAACGGUGAAUGAAGCCAAGAAGAUGUGCCUGACAACGUACUGCCUGAUGGCUUUGUUGCCUCAUCUCCCCUCGUCUUUGCAUACCAAUGUAAUGUAGUGACAUGGAUGCACUGCACAUUGCAAUCAGUACUUCAGCAAUGAGGGGAAAAAGAGCAACAUCAGUUGCAACUGAUGCUUUGAGCUUUUGGCACUGCUAAGAUUUAAUCAAGGGCUUAGUUCAGAUGUAAUUCAAACAUCCAGAGUGUCAGCUGCUGAGUUUUUUUGGGGUUAAGCUCCCUCCGCCACAGUCCUUAUUGCUGUUUGUGCAAAUUUGAUCUGCGGUGUCCAUCAGCACCAGAUACAGUGUCAGCAAGUGCUCUCACUAAGGACACAGCUAACGAUGCCUCUCAGUUUAUACAUGUUUUCUGCAGUUUUCACAUGUACAUACAUGUGGAGAUGCAGAGCAGCAACCGCAGAGCAUCACCUGAAAGAAAAGCUCCAGUAAAUAGAAGAGGCUUCUGUGCACAGCGGUGCCAACUCCCAGCAUUCUGUAGCUGCAGACAUUGCAUCCUUGCCGCACUAUUUUGGCACUGCCAACUGCAGCUCCCACUCACAGGCAGUGAGCAAAGCAGAAGAUCACUCAGGUCUUCUCAGGCUGUAUGUUUUCACUGUCUCCUCUUCUAAGUGCAUUGGCUGUUAAUCCAGCUGUCGUAUCAGUUGGACUGUCACUGCCAGCCCCGUUCACUUGAAGAUGGUUUAUAAAUCUGCCUGCAGUGAACAAUGCGCUGAGGAGACGAGUCUGAGCAGCACUGUCAGACUGUCCAGAGCUCUGCUGGCAAGAAGGAGAGAGUAAGAAAUUACAUUCCCUUUGCUGCAGCCAAGAAGCAUAUAACAUACCUGGGGAAGACCUCUUCCCAGUAGCUAAAUCCCCUCCAAAUAAGCCUAUAUAUCUUACAAAGGAUAUUUUUGUUAAACCAUCUAUGCAAUAGCUACUUCUUAAUGCUGUUUUUACAAACUUGCAGCUUGUACUUAAAUAAUUUAUGGGUUUUAUAGCAUCAAAGUACUUUUUUGGGGGAACUGUACAUUAAUAAUUCAGAUGAGAUGCUUAUUAAAUGCAUACAGUUGUGACACAGAUGUUGUCAGCAUGUUCACAUGUGCCAGGCCCACAUAAGCAGCCACAUCACUGAUGUGCACAGUGGCCAAACUCGGCUCGUCUGCCUUCAGUGCCAUCAGUGGAGGCUGCUCCAGGGUUCAGCUCAGCAGGCACAACGCCUCCCUUCGUUGCCAAAGCUUUUUGUGCUUUGUUGCUUGCUGCUGCAUGGAGAUGUGUGGGCAAACAUUUGAAGAACUGAAGUGCACCGUGAGGAACAGGGCUUUUGUCAUCUUGGGACACCCUGGGAAGGUGCAGUGUAUGACUGAGGCAUAGCAGCACUGCCUCUCUUUGAAGCUGCAUGCAAUUUUUUUCCCUAGCAGUGCUGUUUGCCAUCACCAAUUAAUGCAAUGUAGGAGGUUAUGAUACUCAAGACUGGAGAAAGACCCCCAGCUCCCCCGCAGCAGCCGUGGUGCUCAGCACAGCUCAGCUCUGCAGCACUGAGCACAGCCCUGCACAGCACUUCACACUUUGGAAAGGAAAAGAAGCCAUGAAAAUGCUAUCUGCAUAAACAUUGCAACUUUUAUUGUUCUUUCCACAGUUUUGGGAGAAACAUUUCUAAAUUAUACAGUUAUUCUCUCAAGAAUUUGUGCCUUUUUUCCAAUCUGACAGUGAGUCUUGUUUUGCUCAUUUUGCUAAGAUCAAAGAGAGAGUGUGUUUGCUAUUUUCUGUGCGUGAAGGUAGUCGUGCACUGUCAUCAAGACAUUCUCAGAUAAACUCAGCCAACCAGUUUUCUCUCUCCCUCUAUGGCCUUUCACACUCUGCUAGCAAUUUAGUAAGUUUUGAAUCUCUUUUUGCAUCUAUCCCAAUUAUCCAGCUUCUCUCUCAACAUCCAAAUAUCCAAAUUGCAUCAAAAAUGCCCGUCUCAUAGCUGAGACAUACAGAAAUACAAUCACUGCCAGGGAUAAUUCAAAACAACGUGACCUUUGUCAGUUUUUCACCCUGGGACUGCACUGGGAGCACAGGUGCAGCUCUCAUUCUCUGACUCUGAGCACAGAGAUGUUCCCUGUGUUACUGUUUUCUCAGUAGCGAUUUUAGGUAUAUUUUCAAUGGUGAUUUGGAAGCACUGAAUUGUAUCAGAUCCCUGCAGAAGCCUCCUGUGAGCAUCCCCAUUUCACUGCAGUUCUCUUGCAAGGACCACUUCUGAAAUGUGCCAUUUUCACAGAACGCCAGGCUUUGCUGGGGGUCCAGCUACACCCAACCCACAUUAAUCCCAAAGAAAAAAGAGAAAUAAAAGACAGGAUGAAAUAAGUGACUUUACACGAUGCUCCUCCGUUAGUGUUCAUUUCCUUUUUCAUCCCUUUCCCAGGCUGACCAGCUAAGCAAGCACAUACCCGGUCACCCCAUGCUGUACGCCACCCUCAUCAGCAGAGAUGGCCUCAGACAUCUCCCUUACAAGUACUGACAGAAGUUUUAUAGGCUGAAUUUGAAGAUGUUAACUUUGAAUGUUAAGCACUGCUAAUGAAUGACAUCAGCUCUGCAGUUCUCCUAGCUCCUCACUAGCAGUUUCACCACCUGCAUCCAGAAACAACCCUUAUCUCCUGCCAAGAUUUCCUCCGUACCUCAGCUCUUCACCCCCCCCUUAUCCCCCCCAAGCACUCGAGCCCAUACAUUUUUCUUUUCCUUUGGCUAUUGCUUUCCUUAUUAAUUUUCUACACUUCAUAACUCUUAUCCUUCGUGUUGACUGCUGUCAGUUUCCCUUUUUCUUGUUUUAUAUUACAUCUAUUUUCCCCCUCAUUCAUCACUGAAAUAGGAUGGGCUUUUUGCCAAAGUUGUUCUCUUCCUUAAUUGCCAAACUGUUGAGGUUGGGCCAUUUCCUACCUUUCUCAUAGAAAACUGCCAGUUCUAAUUCUGCUUGCCAUCUAAUUUCUUCUUCACCAGCAGAUUUAAUGCUGAAUUUGCUGAGCUGUGCCCUUUGGAAGCACCACGUAGGUUCCCCGGCAGCUUGCAGGCCCUCGCCUGAAUGCAGGGGGGAUCCCCCAGGGAGCACCAACUCCUGGUGCUCCGAUUCCUUUCUCCUCAGCCAGCACAACCAGGACAAAAGCAAAUACCUUCAUGCCCAACACUGUAUAAAGUCAAGGACUUAACAAGCAUCUGACUACUGAACUCUGUUUGGCUCUGAAGCACACACGUGCCUUCCUGCUGUAGCUGUGAAGAAAAAGCAAGCUGAGGGCUGUUUGUACCAGCUGGAAGUCAGUGACACAGCCACACGUGUCUCCAAAGCCUUGCUCUGAACUUCUAAUACAGUUAAAAUGAUGAAAAGCACUACCUCCAAAAACAGAAGAAAAAAAGCAGCAGCACACUUCAAGCAUUCUGCAUACACUCAGUUGCUUCCUGCACUGCAUCUGAGCAUAAGUCUCACACAUCCAGCCCCAUCAUUACUCAGAUGCACGGCCUGUGAUGCUCUGCUCCUGGGGCAGCACACUGAUGUACAGCUGCCAACUCAGCCUUGGUCGGAUCUGUUCAACAGUUCCAUUAGCAGGAAUGAACCUCUUGCAGCGAUCCAUCCUUUGCCCGUGUUUAAAAUGCCCCACCAUGUUUUCUAAUUUGCCCCCAAAACGGAAACAACGCACAAAGUUUUAAAACACUUCUGGAUAAAUCAUUACGAUCUGAUAACCGAUCCACACUGAAUCUAAAAGCCUCGUAUUGACUAUGAGCACACUGCACUGAGGCAGCAGGGGACAGAAAGGAGAUGGCUGACUGCACCCGGACACCAGGAGCAAACUGAUCAGCACGGCAGUGAAACCCAGCAGCUGCUGCUCCACCUGCAGCCCCACAGCACACAGCAGUCGGCCCUGACGUACGGGUGGGUUCCGUGUUGUGCCACGUUGAUUCAGGUGACGCUUCAAAAACCACAUUAUACAGAUCUUAAGAGGACUUCAGCUGAUGCAGUGCCAGGCAGUGCUGUUGCUGGACACCCUCUGGUCAGCCACAGCCCAGUGCUGCAGUGGGCAUCAGAGCCACCUCUCACUCCCUCCAAGCAGCCAAACCCGCAGCUCAGCUCUGUCAUCUCCCAGCUCCUGACUUUGUACGGCCUUAAUAAAGUCCUUCUGAAUGUAGCUGUGUAUGGAUAAUUACACGUGGGAGUUGUGCCAACCCAAACAUGAGGGAGUUCAGAAGGCUCUUCUGGUCUUGCGAGUUUCUCCACUGAAGAAAAAAAAUUGAUUAAAAAAAAGAAAGUAUGGCUAAACUGGGGACAGCACUUCCCUGCAGGCUGCUCCUCAGCUCUUUGUAGGCACUUCAAAAGCUUGAAAAAAAGUCACAGAAUUCGGAACUUAUUAAAUGAGAAUGAAGUGUACCAAUGGAGAAAUACAAACCGAAAAGCCAGAUGUAUGAUGUCAACUUGUAAUAUGCAGGUUCAAUUAAUCUCUUAAUUCAUUUGUUUUCUUAUCUUCUUUUGCUUUGCCAUCUGGAAAAGGCCUUUCUCCCAUGACACAUUAUAGGAGAAAGAUCCAAGGUUCAAAAUCUGCUUCAGGGAAAUGCAGCCUUGUUUCUUUACUCACAGACUGGAGAGAUUCAUGCAGAUGCUUCAGGACAAACCUGGGCCUGGACCAGGGAGAAAACAUCUCUGUGGGAGCUUAGGACAGUUGUCAAACUUGUACUCUCCAAGGUAAAAAUGUGAAAGCAGUUCUGUAAAAGGAAAUGAAGCCACGGGAACAGCAGAGCCAAUGAUAGGUAAAAAUGCAUAUCAGAUCAUGAAAGAGGCUUCUGAACAGCUCUCACUUGUGUUGUUUCAAUGAAAAGCCUACAUUUAUCCAGUAAAAAAAAUAAAUUAAAAAAAA
Tympanuchus pallidicinctus (lesser prairie-chicken) is the source of this 6914-nucleotide messenger RNA. It is a transcript of the gene APCDD1L, whose product is annotated as APC down-regulated 1 like. Gene Ontology annotation, cellular component: plasma membrane. The record is from RefSeq and is a predicted model, not a curated record. Gene Ontology annotation, molecular function: Wnt-protein binding. Gene Ontology annotation, biological process: negative regulation of Wnt signaling pathway. The transcript is spliced from 4 exons. NCBI's taxonomy places the organism in Eukaryota, Metazoa, Chordata, Aves, Galliformes, Phasianidae. The coding region runs from base 370 to 1860 and encodes 496 amino acids.